Molecule: messenger RNA, 2543 nt
Organism: Hippocampus zosterae (dwarf seahorse)
Lineage: Eukaryota; Metazoa; Chordata; Actinopteri; Syngnathiformes; Syngnathidae
Product: cyclin-T2-like
Exons: 4
Coding region: 1017-2345 (442 amino acids)
Source: RefSeq, a predicted model, not a curated record
UGCAAAGCCAAACGUUACUCGGAGACACUUUUUUUUCCAGCUGUGAUCAAUUUAGCCUUGAUAGGGGCAACUUGUCAGAUCUCAUACUGGAUUAUUUGUUCUAACUGGGCUGUUCAAGUGAGCCCAACCUUCGCUAAUUUGCCCGUAUGGAGAUGAACGACCUCCUUAGACUUGGCAUUUGAUUUUUCCAAGUGUGGUUCAUGCGGUCCAAGUCAAAGCUUUUGGACAGGUUAAGAAAUCGAAACAAUGAUUGGCACCAUAGCCGUCGCCAUGAAUAUAUUUUUUUUAGUUGUGGUUUGCUAUGGCGACGCAAAUGAAAUUCCACGACAGAGGGUGUCCGUUACAUAUUUCCAGCAGUGAAUUCACGCUUAACCGAGGCCCUCGGCCAUUUCUAUUCCUCAGCCUAUAGUCCAGUUCCUCCUCAUUUCUUAAAUGGCUUGACGUGACUUAUUUUACUGUUACUUAUUUUUGUAAUAUGAACUCAUACAGUUUAAAAACACUUUUUCCCCCCCAGCUUUUUCUCGUGUUUCUAAAUGCAAUGAAUUAAACCCAUUUGCGCCUUCUGUCCUCCUCUUUUGUUCACAUGUGGGACCAAUCCUGACCACGGCUGGAACGCCUCAAUCCACUCAUUCUCUUCACAUACGCAUACACACACUCUCUCACCCUCUCACACACUCUUUGUCCACGGGCAUACGUUCACACCCAACAGUCUACACCUCACUACAUUCUGCCUCCAGUACAAGCCCACAGUGAUUGCCUGUGUGUGUAUUCACCUGGCGUGCAAGUGGUCCAACUGGGAGAUCCCGGUGUCGACCGAUGGCAAACACUGGUGGGUGUACGUGGACAGCUCAGUUACGCUCGAGCUGCUCGAUGAGUUGACGCACGAGUUCCUGCAGAUUUUGGAAAAGACGCCCAGCCGGUUAAAGAGAAUACGCAACUGGAGAGCAACCCAAGCUGCCAAGAAGCCCAAAUGUGAGAGCAGCCAAUUGACGGAUUCCUCCAUUGCCGGACCUUCGAUGCUCCAAGACCAUUCCCUGCUGGACGGCUCCCUUGUUGGAGUGCCCCGCUCAAGUUUUUCCAAAUCAGGCGGCGCCUUCGUGUCGAUUUCUGCUCAGUCUGGAGGCGCGCCACUGUCUCUGAACUCCCUGGCUGGCCCUUACAACCCGCCCAGCCACAGCGAGUGGCCCCAGACCAACCUGAGUCAAGCAGGGUAUUCUUCCAGCUGUAUAAAACCAGAACCCCUCAGCACCUCCCACCAAGAUCAGACGCCGUCCUUGCAGGCGUCUGCUUCCACUUCGCAUCCGCCUCCGUUAGCGAUCAAGACCGAGAAAACCGCCGAUGUUAACAUCAAACAGGAACUCAAAGGAGCGUGCGCAAGCGGAGCCGGCAAGCAUCAACCGCCGACUUCAUCAUCUUACGCGCCGGCGCCGCAGCACUCCUCGGCUCCUAAACUUUCGCUGGACAAAUACAGAGAAAAACACGGAGCGGACGGCGCCGCCUCCGGGCAGAAAAGCCGACAGGAGCAGCAGCAGCAGCCCGCGCUGGCGGAGAACAACAUGAGAGGGGAUCCGUCGUCGUCCUCAAACUAUGCACCGCCGUCUUUGAGCCAAGUCGAUCACAGGAAGUAUUCCCAGACGCAUCAAAUGUCCCAAAGUGGCCAUCAUUUAGGUAGCGGGAGCAACACCUGCACUGCCUCGCCCAUGAAGAAUCGAGUUGCUUGCGCGGCGUCGGGGCAGGACAGGCGCCAUCACGGCGACAAAUGGGACAAAGGUUCCCUCAACCUCCACCUGGCAAUUCCCGCCACUGGAGGAAGCUCCCAGCUGGACAGAAGCAAGGAGGAGCUCAAGAUGAAAAUCAAGGUUUCCUCCUCAGCAGAGCGCCACAGUUCAUCGGACGAAGGCGGCGGUGGCGGCGCCGCCGCCGCCAACAACAACAGGAGUAAACAUUCCAGUCCGCUGGUGGGCAAGGACAAAGCGCACCGAGGCGCAGAUCACCGCCCUCACAAAUACAGUCACCACAGCCAACACGCUCACAGCGGCAACGGACAAGGGGCCUCCGACGGCCUGUUUCGGGGCCCCCCGGGACUGCUGACGCUCGAAGGAAUCACGCUUCCUCAUAGCGGGUCCGCGUCUUUGACUUUGUCGUCGUCCCGAAAGAGGGCACACUCCGAGGCCAACCACAACCAGCACCCUUCCUCCUCCUCCUCCUCCUCGUCUGCUUCUUCUUGCUCCAAACCGGGCAAACUCUCCAAGGGCGGCACUGGUGCUGCAGGUGGGCUGCGGACCUCUCAGCAGUACCUCCCUCCUAGCGGGUCGCCCCGUGAAGUGGGAGACCAGAGACACUGAAGCCAAGCCUUCUGCAGCCGUGCUUCCAUCACAUGGGAAAUGCAAGAAACGGCUCACGGUUCACACUACUAUGCGCAUCCCCCCGGUUAAGCGCCCUAGGCGCAAACCUGGGGGAUUAUAUACCCUUUAUCCAAUACUGAAUGGCAGAACAUUGUAAAAAAAAAAGUAUAUGUGUGGGCUUGCGAUAGAAGAAACAAA